AUGAUGUCGACUCCAUCGUCGCUACUGUCUCGCAUGAAGGUUCGUUGGGCCAAUUGGCAACAUCAGCACGUCCGUUAUGAAUACCCCGAGGCACAUCGUACUAGUACCGGCACACCCAAAAGUAGUCGGGGCAACAACAACAACUCAAGCAGCAACAACAACAAUAGCAGUAGCGAAGCAAGAGUACUAGAUCCCGAAGAACUCUUGCCGCUAAAGUUGCACGAUCAUCCUCUCCAUCAAACGACGUAUUCGAGUUUGAACAAUCAUGUCAAGAACGUGUCAAAAUUUGUCUUUUGGACGACUGUGCAUGCCGGAGCCAUGUAUCUGUUUUGGGUACACAUCAAACCCAGACUCGUACACUACUGGAGAGAAAUCGAAUACGGCAGUGAGGACAAUGAUGACGACGAAAAUGACAACACAACCACCACAACACAUAAAUCAUGGCGGAAACGAUUUUCCUUCUGCAAGAAACGGCUCUGUUGUUGCUGCGAGGAAAUGGUUUCCGAACGAGACAAUUUUUGUCCCCAUUGUGGAGCCGCCACUUGUCCCGUAUGUGUCUACUGUGGCGCCGCCAUUCAAAACGAUGACAAUUUCUGUAAAGCAUGUGGACAACCCGUACCCAAUCAAGUCAUUCUGGAUGGAGCACAACAACUUACCAGUAGUAGUAGACGAUCCAGUACCGCAUCCACUGCUACUGCUGCUAGUACUAGUAAUAGAGGAGCAUCCAUCAGCUACACACCCAAUCCCAACAUGUCGCCACUCCAAAAUAGAACCGUCAUGCAACCGCCGCCAGCACAACCACAACCACAACAACAACCACAAGAGUAUCUGAUGCAACAUCAGAGAUCCUCACUGUCCUCCACAGCUGCUGCUGCGACCACGUCGUCGUUUGCGGCGGCCUCCCCACCUUUUGUGGGCGGUACCAAUACAACAUCACCCAAACAAGAUUCUUGGAUCCCUCCCAUGGCGCAAGCGGAAUCCGUACCCAUUGUACAGGCCGAAACUGCCUCCGUUCCAUUGGUACCGGCCAUGUACGUCGAAGAAGUCACGGCCGUCGUGGCUACUACAACCAAUGGAGGAAUUAUGGAUCAUUUACAACAAUCACCACCACAAGUGGUACUCGAGUCGGCACAAGCACAACCGGUCCUUGUCGAACAGCAAAUUGACGCUCAUUCGCAUUCCCAUACCGAACAUCAAGUAGACGAUCAACAACAACAACAGCAACAGCAACAACAACAACAACAACAACAAGUACAACAACAACAAGUACAAGAAGAAAUAAUAGUGGAUAUUAUGCAAGACGACACCAAAGGAGAACCCAGUGUCGUUAUGCAAGGAGUAGCACGGGCACAACAACAACAACAACAACAACAACAAGUCGAGGAGGAUGAUGACCAAAUAGCAACAGAACAAGAAGAAGCCGUCUAUCAAAUGUACGAAGCUCGAGGUCUGGUGCCAUAUGGCAGACUGGUGACGCGAUUUGGUCAUUUGGAAGAUCUCAAGACGGAAUUGUUGUCACGGGGAUGUACCGAACAAUCCAUUGACAAUUGGACGUUUGCCGAACGCAAAGACAAACUGCGACAACUCGAACUGGAACGAUUGGCGGAUACAUCAUCCGCCGAUGAUGCCCAACGAAAGUUUGCCGCCAAGGCAUUUUGUCCACAAUCCACGGCACGGUUUCGAAGAAAUAAUGAAGGGAGGAGCAAAUAA
This is a messenger RNA of Seminavis robusta, 1710 nucleotides long. NCBI's taxonomy places the organism in Eukaryota, Bacillariophyta, Bacillariophyceae, Naviculales, Naviculaceae. The record is from the annotation of a GenBank genome assembly.